AUGGAUGCAUUCAGCUUAAAGAAGGAUAAUCGAAAAAAAUUUCAAGAUAAACAGAAAUUGAAAAGAAAACAUGCCACACCCAGUGAUAGAAAGUACCGGCUAUUGAACCGCCAAAAAGAAGAGAAAGCUACCACAGAGGAGAAAGAUCAAGACCAAGAACAGCCCGCCCUGAAGUCAAACGAGGACAGGUACUAUGAGGACCCGGUACUCGAGGACCCGCAUUCUGCAGUCGCCAAUGCAGAGUUGAACAAGGUGCUAAAAGACGUCCUCAAAAAUCGGCUCCAGCAGAACGACGACGCCACAGCCGUCAAUAAUGUUGCUAAUAAAGAUACUUUGAAAAUCAAAGACCUCAAGCAGAUGAAUACGGAUGAGCUCAAUCGUUGGCUCGGACGGCAGAAUACAACAUCGGCUAUAACAGCGGCUGAGCCCGAAUCAUUAGUCGUUCCCAUUCACGUACAAGGUGAUCAUGAUCGUGCGGGCAAGAAGAUCAGUGCCCCUUCGACCGAUCUACCGGAAGAACUAGAGACCGAUCAGGAUUUCCUUGAUGGACUGCUCUAA
This is a messenger RNA of Saccharomyces cerevisiae S288C, 558 nucleotides long. RefSeq lists its product as uncharacterized. The transcript has a single exon. The record is from RefSeq and is marked reviewed. NCBI's taxonomy places the organism in Eukaryota, Fungi, Ascomycota, Saccharomycetes, Saccharomycetales, Saccharomycetaceae. Bases 1 to 558 code for a protein of 185 amino acids.